UUCGCACCAUUCACUCAUUGCAACUUUAAUUCACCAGCAUGCGCAUUUCAUCAUCCACCUUAUUAUUCCUAUCUCUACUCACCGACCCCGUCCUCUCUAUAACACUCAUCUCGCCUUCACUACACGACCUUGCUCGUUCAGUGGCCCAUGGUGCCCACAUCGCUCUUCAGCACUCCAACACCCUCAUCUCGUCUACCGCCCACCUGCUGGGACAUCACGAAUCUGCCGCCGGUCUAGCACCCGGACAGAGAGGGAAGAGAGUGAAGCGAGCAGCGCAGAGCUGUGUUGUUAGAGGGGGGCAGGUGCCAUUGGGAGCUGGGGAAGGAGGGAACGCAACAACUACCGCACCUACUGGGUUGUCUCCUGGAUCGCCUGCUUCUGGGUCGUCUUCUGAAUCGCCUGCCUCUGGGUCAGCAAGUAUAUCGCACUCCUCAGCAGGAACUACGACGCCAAAUGGGCCUUCUUCAGUCUCCUCCGCAGGGCCUACAACGUCAAAUAAGCCUUCUUCAGUCUCCUCCGCAGCACCUGCAGAAUCCAGUGCUGCUGCUUCAUCUGACCCGGCAGGAUGGAAUCUUGUUCAGACCUAUGCGGGUACAUCCUUCUUCGACGGUUGGGACUUCUGGACCGAUUCAGAUCCUACCCAUGGAACUGUCACUUACGUCUCCCAGUCCGCUGCUGACUCGCUCGGCCUAGUCAGCACCUCCGACACAAGCGCCAUCAUGCGCGUUUCCACUGCUCAGCCCCUACCCUCUGGUUACACCAGCCGUCCGAGCAUUCGCAUCACAACUCAACGAUCCUUUACUGGUGGCCUUCUCAUAGGCGACAUCGCGCAUAUGCCAACAGGAUGUGGCACCUGGCCAGCAUUUUGGUCCAACGGCCCGAACUGGCCUGCAGGAGGGGAGAUAGACAUCAUUGAAGGCGUUUCAGAUGCCACGCACAACACUGCUUCCAUACACACUAAUCCCGGCUGCACGAUUCCCACCAAUUAUGGCGCUAGCGGUGUGCCUGCACUGGCUGGAAGUGAGGGAUACAACUGCGCGGCCGAGGAAACGAAUGAUUCGGGAUGCGGAUUGACAGACAACACACCGAACAACUUUGGAGAACCAUUCAACAAUGUGGGAGGCGGUGUGUUUGCGAUGAAAUGGGACUCUACUGGCAUUGCUGUUUACUUCUGGUCCCGUCCCAAUGUACCGCAGGACAUCACUUCUUCCCUUCCGAAUCCGGCCUCUUGGCCAGAACCGAUCGGUGCCUGGCCUGCCAGCCAAUGCAAUCCAUACCAGUUUUUCUCCCAGAACGUGGCCAUUUUUGAUACGACACUUUGUGGCGACUGGGCUGGGAACGCUUGGACCACGGCCGCAUACGGUGCGUCUCAGUCGUGUGCCCAAUCAACAGGUUAUAGCACUUGCGCAGCCUUCGUUGCAGCCCAGGGUGCAUCCUUUUCCGAGGCUUAUUGGGAGGUACAUAGCGUGAAAUUGUACCAACAAGAGGGAAUGGGGUCAUAACCAUGAAUGUGCGGACAUAGGGC
Dacryopinax primogenitus is the source of this 1525-nucleotide messenger RNA. RefSeq lists its product as uncharacterized. Gene Ontology annotation, molecular function: hydrolase activity, hydrolyzing O-glycosyl compounds. NCBI's taxonomy places the organism in Eukaryota, Fungi, Basidiomycota, Dacrymycetes, Dacrymycetales, Dacrymycetaceae. The transcript is spliced from 5 exons. Gene Ontology annotation, biological process: glucan catabolic process. The record is from RefSeq and is a predicted model, not a curated record. The coding region runs from base 39 to 1502 and encodes 487 amino acids.